AUGUCGAGCACAUUCUCAGGUCAGCCUGAUACCUCGAGACCUGCGACCUCGAGGCCGCAGGUCUCGGACGAGGCUGGGCCGAUACCAGAAACAUCUUCAGAGAACACAAUCGUUGAGGCAACCUUCAUUCCCAAUGUUUUUGAUCUCGUCUACAUGGGGAGACGAGCAAAGCUCUCCGUCGUACGACCCGCCAUGCAGCUGUACUUGGGUGCACAAGCUGUUGACCAGUCCAAAUUCCUGGGUCAAGGUGCAUCCUUUGAUGUAUACAGCAAGAAGGUGCCCCGAUCGGAAGGCUUUGUCUUUGAAACACGCAUUUUUGGGACAGUUUUCGGCACUAGGCAGGGCCAGCAUGACGAGAGGACGCUUGUGUACAAGACAGCGAGGAUUGCAUUCAGCAACUUGGGUGAGCCACUCGCUAAGGAUCGCAGAGCCAUGAACUCGGUCAUGAUGGAGAUCUAUGCACUCAUGCACCCACCUCUUUAUGAGCACGCGAAUAUUGUGACAUUGCUUGCACUCGGUUGGGGCACUAAUCCUUUUGAAUCCUCCUAUCGACUCCCAGUCAUUGUCACAGAGCAUGCUGAUCAAGGCAAUCUGGCUGACCUCCAGGCUAGAGAGAUUCUCACAUCCGAAGUGAAACGUACCAUCAGCCUGGAUAUUGCUUAUGGCCUUCAAGUUCUUCAUCGUUGUGGCAUUAUUCAUGGUGACAUGAAAUCUGAGAAUGUUCUCAUCUUCUCUCAUCCACAAAAGACGUACGUGGCGAAGCUUGGUGAUUUUGGCUUCUCGAUUGUGGGCGAGGCCUCAGCUCCUCGUGUCAAUAUUGGUGGAACAAUGCCGUGGCGAGCACCGGAGUCGUAUGGACUAGUUGCGCGUGAGUAUCUCGCAAAGACUGACGUCUACUCGUACGGACUCACUGUUUGGCGUAUUGCCAUGGAUGGAAGCAAUCCAUUCUCAGUGCUCCAUGGAUAUGGAUCUGCAGCCUCAGGGGUCACAUUAGCCGCCUUUACUAGUAAACUGAGAGACGACGACCUCGUGAAGGAUCAAUCACAGCUCAAUCGUUGGUAUCAACCGUUCAUCCUACAUGCCAUGGACAAGCUUCGUGGCGACGCCUUGCCUCCCACGGAUCAGGUGGUGCAACUUUUUCAGAAAGCCCAGGCGGCUUUACAGACAGGAACCAUGAAUACAAGCCAAAGAAUGGAGUUUCUGAAGUACGUGUUCUGGCUGGUCCAUCGCCUUGGGAUGUCUAGUCAAUCAUUGUUCGGCAAUAUCGGCGAGCACCUUAUGGCUGCGGCGCUAUUGGACGGGUUUUAUGGCAAGUUGAAUACGGUUUUGGCAGGAUGUUUAUCGAAAGUUCCCGAAGAGCGAGAUCUGUCUGUUGCCAUAUCCACCUUGUCCAACCCCAAUGGGGGACAAGAUAACACGGUAGAGCUAAGCGAAGACAUGCUCCUACGCCAAAGCUUCGACCAUCACAUCAUGUCUUGGCAAGCAGUACAAGACCUCCAGCCAUCUGUGCAAACCUUCUUAUUUGAGCGCUUCCGUGCCCGAGCUGAUGAACUUGCGUCUCGCAAUCAAGUCAAUACUCCUGAGUGCUUUGUGCUUGCGUCCUUUUAUAUGAACGGGCUCGGCACUCAACCGAACUUACAGGAAGCAUGGCGGCUAGUACUACAUGCUGCUGCGAAUGGACAUCAAGUUGCACAAGCCAAUGCAUGGCGAAUUGCUAGAGUGGCUGGGACAGAACUAGCGACAAUCAUUCCUCCGGAGCAAAUCCUCGAGCGGCAGGCUUUCAAUGGUUCACGUGGCGCGCUACAAGAUCUGGCUAUCAUCGCACCAGAAAGGGCGGUAGAGGCGAAGAGAAUCAUCAAGGCCGGUCUCGCAGGAGUGGGUGCUUCCUUCUGGGGCAAUGAUCUGCUGCACGGCUACACUCACGGUCACUGGAUCACCUCCUUUCGUAACACGACUUUCCUGGUCGAAAACAUGAGAAAUCUCCCCGACAUCGCUGAUUACAAGGUUAACAGACGAGGCGAUCGAAUCUUGCACAUGGCAGCAAGCUGUGGCCAACUUCGAGCAGUUGAGGCUUUGUUGGACAAUUUUCCCUCUCUGACUGUGGACCAAUUGAAUGAUGUUGGCGAGACUCCGCUUCUUUCUGCAUGUCGAUCUGGCCAUCGAGAUAUUGUUGAAUCACUCCUUAGUCGUGGAGCAGACCCGAAAAUCGCUACAAGCUCGAAGGAGUCACCACUUCAUUGGCUCAUUUCCUUCAAUGAGGACGAAGUACAUGCUGUUGGACAAGCUUUGAUAUCGGCAGGUGCCGACGUGAAGUCUCUCACCACGAAACAGAUCAACUAUAGCGCAUUUCCAUCCGGCAUCGACUUUGAUAACCUGCCACCAGGAACACCAUUGACCUGGGCUGUACAUCACGACCGGCCGGACAUCAUAAGGUUUCUUCUCAGCCAACCCGAAUCCGCACGCCUGUGCGUGAUUAAUGCACCCAAUGAUCCAACUCCACUUGAGUGGGCAGCAAAAUAUCAUCAUCGUCAUUGUCUCGAAGCAAUGAUCGUUGCCAUGAAAGCACAAAGGGUUAACUUCACGUAUCAAGAAUUUCUCAAGGCUGCAGUGCACGGUGCAGAUAUGUUCUCGAUGCUCUUCCGAAGUGGAGUUCAAUAUCUGGAAAGAAUGAAGGAUACGUUGGACUACCUGCUGGAAGAAACUCAUGGUGCAUCGUUUGGAACUGGAUUAGGCGGAUUUGGUUAUACGUUACUCUACUACGCGAUAUCUGAAGGCCGCGACCUGGUCGUUAAGUACCUGCUGGCGCCAGAGACUGAAGCACUUCUUCGCGCAGGCAGAGAGCGACUAAGAGCCGUGGUCAAUGAUGAAGAAGACAUGCCUAUGCCACGAUAUGGUGUUUUCUCCGAGGAACAUAUCAAUAAUCCUUGUGGCGUUGAGCUGCGAACACCUCUACUUGAGUGCAUACGAUGGAAUCACCAUGAGAUUUUCGAUUUGCUCAUUACCCGAGGUGCAGAUAUACACGCCAGAAGUCGCAAUCCAUUUGAUGGCAGCAAGACUAAUUGGAGCGCGCUGCAUGCCUUUGCGUACGCUGGUCAUGAUUUAGACCUCACCUUAGUCCGAAAGAUCGUCGAGGCUGGUGUCGAGGUAGAUGCCCAAUUCAAUGAGUCUGCUGAUCUUGAAACACCCCUCUUGGUAGCAUUGAAGAACAAUGCGUUGAAUCUCGCACAAGAAUUGUUGUUGAGGGGCGCCAAUGUAAAUGCUGUAUGUAUCUCAUCAGGCUUCAUCACUCUCGAACAAUCGACUACCGUCCUCGGGCAUCUCGUCGCGUCUGCAGCACGUGGAUCUAUAGCUCGAAUGCAACUUAUCUUCAACCAACCUCAAGCUGCUCAAGACCGCGCAACCAUGUUCGUAGUCGAGCCACAGCGUCAACUUACAGCCUUUCACCUUGCCGCCAGAGCACACAAAGGCGUCUUCGAUCGCAUUCCGGAUGGUGAAUCCUCUGCUGUCGCAUACCAACGUACUCAGUACGACUUUGCUCAGAACAGGGAUAUUCUAAAUGAGCUGCUGCAGCAUUUCGGCUCAUCCGAUGAACUCAUCAAUGCACGGACUGGCGAGGCUCUCUUCCGUCGUACCCCACUACAUUUUGCUGUUGAUGCCGUAAAUCUCAGUGCCGUCGAAUUACUGCUCGACCGUGAUUCCAUUGAUAUCAACGCACAGGAUAGUAAUGGACAAGCAGCUCUGGAUCUCGCAUAUCUGGCAGCACUACACCAGAGUAUUCAAUGCGAUGGUCCUUGUCAAAGCAGUCCUCUACCCGGCAGAAGAUGGCAUUGUACAACAUGUCCCGACCACGACUUGUGUGAGACAUGUUAUCGAGCUCUUCAGGAUGAACAGGGCUCGAAAGAGAUUCACGCUUUCGAAGAGAUGACGUUGAAGCAGACGAAUGAUGCAGCGAAGAAGGAUUGGCGGGUGCACAUUCCUGCCGAGCAACUGGAGCUUGCAAGUAUCAUAGAGCUGCUACAGGAAAGGUUGGUGCGAGAUCAACAAGUGUUGGGUGCUACGAAUGCGCUGCAGGAGAUGCGUGUCUGA
Botrytis deweyae is the source of this 4086-nucleotide messenger RNA. RefSeq lists its product as uncharacterized. Gene Ontology annotation, molecular function: protein kinase activity; ATP binding; protein binding. The transcript has a single exon. The record is from RefSeq and is a predicted model, not a curated record. The coding region runs from base 1 to 4086 and encodes 1361 amino acids. Lineage: Eukaryota; Fungi; Ascomycota; Leotiomycetes; Helotiales; Sclerotiniaceae. Gene Ontology annotation, biological process: protein phosphorylation.